Molecule: messenger RNA, 1140 nt
Organism: Prunus armeniaca (apricot)
Lineage: Eukaryota; Viridiplantae; Streptophyta; Magnoliopsida; Rosales; Rosaceae
Source: the annotation of a GenBank genome assembly
AUGCCCAGACCCGCAUCAUCGUCUUCCUCGCCGCCGAUCCUGCCCAAAGAGGCUGCUGCAUAUCCCAAUUGGCAACAAGCUAUGCGCUCUGAACUUGAGGCCUUAACGUCCAACAACACAUGGACGCUCACUCCUUUGCCCCCCGUCAAACAACCCAUUGGUUGUAAAUGGGUUUACAAAAUCAAGCACCGUUCUGAAGGUUCCAUCGAACGCUAUAAGGCUCGCCUCGUGGCCAAAGGAUAUACUCAAACUGAGGGGAUUGAUUAUCAUGAUACUUUCUCACCUACGGCCAAGAUGAUUAUUGUACGUUGUUUGCUUGCUAUCGCCGCUGCUCAAAAUUGGUCCCUUAGCCAGUUAGAUGUUAACAAUGCUUUUCUUCAUGGGGACCUCCAUGAAGAAAUUUACAUGUCACCUUCUCCUAGUCUCCGGCGACAGGGGGAGAAUCUUGUGUGUCGCCUCAACAAAUCACUCUAUGGGCUCAAGCAUGCAUCUAGGCAAUGGUUUGCCAAAUUCACUAAAGCUAUUCUAGCUGAUGGGUUUAUCCAAUCCAAGGCAAUCUCAUCGCUUAAGCAAUUUCUACAAUCACGAUUCAAAAUAAAGGACCUUGGAGAUCUCAAGUAUUUUUUAGGGAUUGAAGUUUCCCGUUCAAAACAAGGCAUAUGUAUUUCACAAAGAAAAUACACCCUUGACAUACUCAAAGACAGUGGCAUUUUGGGAGCAAAACCGGUAGCCUUUCCCAUGGAACAGGGCACCAAACUUUCUGAUGCAGGUGAUCUACUCAAAGAUCCAUCUCAGUUUAGAAGAUUGGUAGGGCGUCUGAUAUAUCUCACUAUCACACGGCCUGACAUCACAUAUGCAGUACAUGUGCUUAGUCGAUUUAUGCAUGCACCCCGAAUGCCGCAUAUGGAGGCGGCUCUUAGAAUACUCAAGUAUCUUAAAAAUGCACCAGGGCAAGGUCUAUUUUUUUCAGCUGGAAAUUACUUGAAGUUACAUGCUUAUUGUGAUUCUGAUUGGGCGGGGUGUCCUAUGACGAGGAGAUCCACGACUGGUUAUUGCGUAUUUCUUGGGAAUUUAUUAAUUUCUUGGAGGACUAAGAGACAAAAAACUGUCUCAUUAUCUUUUGCAGAGGCAGAAUAUUGA